AAGUUUGAAUUAGAGAGACUAGAAUUGUCUUACCACCAGACAGUUAGUGAACAAAAACUUCAAAUCCAUGUGGAAGGAUCUGUCCAGCGACAAGAACCUGGAAUUGUCAAGCUUUCUACCUCCUACAAUAAUUUGUGUUUGCAGUUGGUAGCUCUCAUCCACCAGGGGAGAGCCCCUCAAGGGGCCAUAGCACCUAUACUGAUCCAAAGGGAUGGUUUGUUCAAACUAGAUGUGGAUGAUGAUAUCUGGCAGGAUAUUGGUCUUCAGGAUGAUUCUGUGGGAUUGCCACCAGCUUGGUUAGCUGAUGAAAGGGUGUGCUUGGGGAUCAGGUCACUCCUUGAGCUGAAGAGGUGUGAGGAGGAGGAAAGGAGGCUCCUGUAUGAA
Messenger RNA from Pisolithus orientalis, 384 nucleotides. RefSeq lists its product as uncharacterized. The annotation marks the transcript as partial. The record is from RefSeq and is a predicted model, not a curated record. NCBI's taxonomy places the organism in Eukaryota, Fungi, Basidiomycota, Agaricomycetes, Boletales, Pisolithaceae. The transcript is spliced from 2 exons.